AUGUCUCCUUCAAUCACGAUCCAGCCGCCACUGUCGCGACGAGGCCACGGUCCCGGCCUCAUCAUUCUGGUUGAGGCGGGAAUCGACCUGGCCAAGCACGACAAGAUUCUGGAUCCUCCACCGGCGCAGAAAUGGGCCGAGGAGGGCUACGCCGUGGCUCAAGUGGUCGUUGCUCCUGGACUCGCCAACAUCCCCAACGACAUCACAUCGGCCAUUGCCCAAUUGAAAGCGCUUGAGAGCUGUAAUGAUAAAGACAAGUUUGGCGUCAUCGCGUUCCUCGCCGGCGAAAGACAGGAAGUUGCCGAUGCCCUGGAGAGCCAUCCUGAGAUCAAGGCCGCCGUCUUUUUCAACUUUGCUCAAACCCUCAGCAUUCCCACUCUGUCACACGCCUCAGGUCCCGAUGGCGGCGGCACCAAACCUGCUGCCGCGUCCAAAACCUAUCAUUACCCAUCAGCCGGCGAUUUCUUCACCAUUCCGAGCCACGACAACUUCAAUGCUAAUGCUGCUGGUCUCGCCCACACGCGCACGUUGACAUUCCUCAAGCCCAUCCUCGGGGGACCGUACUUCGAUCUCGAAGCCGUGUGGGAGGAGCAUACGCUGUUUGAAUUUGGCGAGCGUAAUGUUGACAAGACUAUGGCCACUAUGGUUGAGCAACCUUAUGUCAAUCAUAUUCCCACACUCACCGGCGGCGUAGGCCGCGCCCGCCUCACCAACUUCUACACCAAUCAUUUCAUCUUCAACAACCCAGAGGACACAGAGCUUGAGCUGGUGAGCCGUACGGUGGGCAUUGAUCGAGUGAUUGAUGAACUUCCCGGAGUGCCGCCCACUGGCAAACAUCUCUCCAUCCCCUUCACAAGCGUCGUCAAUGUCCGCGGCGACCAUCUUCACCACGAGCAUAUCGCCUGGGACCAGGCGACGGCUUUGCGUCAGCUUGGACUGCUCCCCGACUACCUCCCAUUCCCGUACCAAAUCAACGGCAGCGGUCCUUCGAGCGGUAAAAUGUUCGAGUAUCGAUUGCCAGUCGCCGGCGUGGAAUCGGCUCACAAGCUCGUGGACGAGGGGGCAGUCGAGUCGAAUGGCAUGUUCGAGUACGGGACGAGAGAGGUCGAUGCGUAG
Colletotrichum chrysophilum is the source of this 1116-nucleotide messenger RNA. RefSeq lists its product as uncharacterized. Gene Ontology annotation, biological process: polyketide metabolic process. NCBI's taxonomy places the organism in Eukaryota, Fungi, Ascomycota, Sordariomycetes, Glomerellales, Glomerellaceae. The record is from RefSeq and is a predicted model, not a curated record. Bases 1 to 1116 code for a protein of 371 amino acids. The transcript is spliced from 4 exons.